This is a messenger RNA of Musa acuminata subsp. malaccensis (wild Malaysian banana), 1401 nucleotides long. RefSeq names its product indole-3-pyruvate monooxygenase YUCCA8-like. NCBI's taxonomy places the organism in Eukaryota, Viridiplantae, Streptophyta, Magnoliopsida, Zingiberales, Musaceae. Gene Ontology annotation, biological process: auxin biosynthetic process. The record is from RefSeq and is a predicted model, not a curated record. Gene Ontology annotation, molecular function: flavin adenine dinucleotide binding; N,N-dimethylaniline monooxygenase activity; NADP binding.
GGUUUUGUUCUCUUUUGGUUUCAUAACGUUGGAAGGAAGAAAGGAAGGUAAGGCUUUUCUCCACUGCAAACAGUGCAGCGAAAAGUGACGAGCAACAGUGAGCUGAGUCGAGUCGUCAUGAGCGCCGAGACACUCCCCCCGCAACCGCCGCCUCUGCCCGCAACGGAUCCACCGAGCAGCCCCACGCCAAGGAUCUCCAUAGUGCAUGGUCCUGUUAUCGUCGGCGCCGGACCCUCCGGCCUCGCCGUCGCCGCUUCCCUCCGCCGCCUCUGCGUGCCCUCGGUUAUACUCGAGCGGUCCGACGGUAUCGCCGACCUGUGGAGCCACCGCAUGUACGACCGCCUCACCCUCCACCUCCCCAAGCCCUUCUGCCAGCUCCCGCAUCUCCCCUUCCCUGCCUACUUCCCGUCCUACCCCUCCAAAGACCACUUCCUCGGAUACUUGCACGCCUACGCCCACCACUUCUCCCUCCGCCCGCUCUUCGGUUGCACCGUGAUGGACGCCCGGUUCGAUCCAGCCGUCUCCCUCUGGCGAGUGACGUCGAGCCGGUCGACGUCGUCGGUCUCGAGCGAGACCUUGACAGAGCCGAGGGAGCCGGAGGUGGUGGAGUUCCUUUCGCCAUGGCUGGUGGUGGCGACGGGGGAGAAUGCAGAGCCGGUGGUGCCGGAGAUCAAGGGAGCGGAGGGGUUCGAGGGGAGCCUGUUGCACUCGAGCGAGUACAAGAGCGGGGUGGAAUAUGAGGGGAAGAGGGUAUUGGUCGUGGGGUGUGGGAAUUCCGGGAUGGAGAUAUGUGUGGACCUGUGCGAGCACGGAGCAAUGCCCUUCAUGUCAGUGCGAAGUGGGGUGCACAUUUUGCCGAGGGAGAUGUUGGGGACCUCCACGUUUGGCGUGGCGAUGAAGCUGCUCAGAUGGUUGCCAACCAAAGUGGUGGAUAGGUUCCUGUUAAUCAUGGCCAAGAUGAUGAUCGGAGACACUGAGAAGUAUGGUCUGAAGAGGCCAAAGGUUGGCCCUCUGGAGCUCAAGAACACAACCGGCAAAACCCCCGUUCUGGAUGUGGGAGCCCUAUCGCGCAUCAAAGACGAACGUAUCAAGAUAGUAUCAGAGGUGGAGUCACUAACAAGCAACGGAGCCAAGUUCGUGGACGGGGGAGAGAUGGCGUUCCACGCGGUGGUGUUCGCAACGGGGUACAAGAGCAAUGCCCCACUCUGGCUCAAGGAGGCUGGUGUUCUCACAGCGGAAGGCAAGCCGGAGCACUCGUUCCCUAAUGGAGAGAAGGGCAUCUACUUUGUAGGCUUUUCAGGGAAAGGUCUUCUUGGCGCCAGCGUCGAUGCCAUCAAGACUGCUCUCGAUGUAUCUGCAAGAUGGACACGCCUCUCAGAGAGCAAAGAUGUUGGUCUCUAA